Molecule: messenger RNA, 6720 nt
Organism: Symbiodinium natans
Lineage: Eukaryota; Dinophyceae; Suessiales; Symbiodiniaceae
Source: the annotation of a GenBank genome assembly
AUGGCCUGGGACUUCUUUCCCCACUCGGACGUCGGCCCCGAGCUCGCGGGCUACGGCCUUCCUGCGAAAACCGAAGAGACUCGAAGGCAGAAGGCAGAGAUAGGGGAAGAGGUGAACCAGUGCAAGGAGGAGUGCCUCUGUCUCGGCUUCAGCGGCUUCGUCGUCCGGAGGGGCCAGGCCACCUUCAGGAGCAAAUGGAAAACACGGAAGAUCCCCCGCAAGAUUCUGAACCUUCUGAACUUAUGGACGGAGCCAUGGGCUUUUCGACCGCGGGGCUGCGACUUGUACGUCGCACCAGAGAGGGAGGUGCAAAGAGAUUGUGACGUGGUGGUGGCGUUUGGCGACUUAGCCUUCGAUUGCCAGGGCCAGUUCCUGCAAGCCAACUCUGGCUACUUCGCAGCCGCAAUGCGACACGAGUGGUCGGAUGGUCUCGGGGAGGGAAAGGAGGGCUCCAGGGUCUAUCGGUUCCAGGACUUCCCCGGGGACCGCCCUGCAUUCAGCCUGGCGAUGAGCUGGUUCGCGUGUCCAAGAGGCGUUGGGCCCCCUUGGCCUCUGAGCACCUGGCAAGACUUCUGCUUGGUCUUCGACGCCGCCGUCUACCUGGAUUCCUUGGCCUUGCUCCUGGUGGCUGCCAGAUCUUUCCGGCUUGCUGCUGGGCAAAGCUCUGAGCUUGAGCUCGCUGCGAAGCUCGCGGUAGCAGCAGGGCACUUCAGGCAAGAAGAGGUGGUCAGUGAGAUGCAGACUGCGCUGCGAGCCUUACCCAAACACCAGCUCCGCCUGAUGACGGAGCUGACGGAGACGCCGGCGGUGGGGCUGGCAGCCCUGGAGCUCUUCGAAUCCGCACCCGAGACCCUGGUUAGCCACCUCAAGACGGUGAAGACCUUCAUGGUCGGAGCUGGAGCCGACAACUCUUCCCCACACUCCUUCGCCGUGGAGCUCUUUCAGAGGCACGAGGCCCACUUCGGCGCGGAGCUGGUGGACUUGAGGCGCCUCCUGCGCCACGUGGACGCCGGGAAGCCGAUCGGGAGGCCUUUGGCCUUCCGCCUCGCGCGCCUCGCGCACGCGGCGGCCCAAGAGGAAGGCGCCGAGAACGUGGCCUCCAUGGCCCUGCAGAUCUUCGAACGCGGCCUCGCGGGCGAAGCAGAUCCCGUGGAUGCCUGUGAUGCUGCCUGUCUCAGCCUCUUCUCGGACGCAGACUCCGCGCCUGCGCUGCUCCUGGACACCUUGGCGAGGUCCAUUCCCAGCGCGGCCGCGGCGGUGAUCCUCUCGCGGGUUCUUUCUUCCUGGAAUGUGGAGGGCGACGCGGCGGCGACGAUCUUCGACGGCUUCGUGCGGAACCGCGCGGGUCUGCGGUCCUUUGUGGCGCUUUCGGAGCCGUCGGAGGAACUGAAAGAGGCCUCAACGCGGGCCGCCGACCUGGCGGUGCCGGAGCUUCGGGCGGCCUUCGCCUGGGCCGCCAAGCGAGCUCUGGGAGAUCUAGGCCUCUUGGGAGAGCUUGGCGAGAGCUACCAGUGCGAGAAGUUGCUUUUCCGCUUUCUUUUCAGGCCGACGGGAGGCCUUCCUGGCGUGCGCUUCCCGCUCAAGCUCCUCUCGCAACUGCCCCGCAAGGGUCCUGCCGUCGAGCUGGCCGCACAACGCGUGCUGGAGGAGCUGCGAAGAUCGGAUGGCGAUCGUUGGCUGAGAGCCCAGGAGGCUUGGAAUCUGGUGGCCUGGGACGAGCUGAGCGAUGCCAAGGUGGAGGCAGCCGCCGCCCUGCUGCGGGAAUGGCUGAUCGAUGGCGAGGGGAACCGCCACGAUGCUGCUGCCGUGGAACUGCUCAGAGCAUUGCCCCUGGCGCGCCUCGCCGAGCCCGAAGUGCUGCUUGCGCCACCCGCGCCUCGGUUCCCGCACAUGCUCUGGCUAUUCUCGGAUUGCAAAGAAGCCAAGAGAUUCAUUCACGCCUGGCGCACCUGGAGGCAGAGAAUCUGCAAUUGCGCCAAGAACUUGCCCGCUUUCGAAGCGGUCAGGUUGCUGUCCAUGCUGUCCAUAGUUGUACAAAUUGACUGGCCACUGUUGGUCAACAGUGUGUCCAUGAUGCACAGAAUUCCGCCAAAAGCUGCCCGGAUGCCACAGAAGACAGGCCUGGGCUCAAGUCCCAUGGCAUCCGCAGUUUGUUCAGCCCCUCCUUUCAUAUUCUCAGCCUCAUGGCUCUCGGUGGUUCUUCUGGCCCUCACCUUGGGACUGGGUCUCGGCGUUCGCCCAGAGAUCUUCGCCGAGCUCGGAGAUGACCGGACCUCCCAUCCUGCGCAGCCCACCGAGGCUCUGGAAAGCGUCGCCUCCGAGCCGGCGCCGGCCACGUUGGGCAGCCUUGCAGAGACCGGGCGUUCCGGAGAAUCCUGGAACUGUGUUGACGAGGGCAAUGAGGACUUAGACAGGGCUCUGGAGGCGCUUGGCAUCCUUGGGGAGGGCCCUGCUUGCUCCUGGCCCGGCAUCCACUGCCGCGAUGGUUGCGUGGUCGGCAUUGCACAAGAGGACGUGAAGCUGGGCCCCCAGAGCUUCCCGGCCGUGGGACGGUUGCGCGGCCUCCGCACCUUGAAGCUGCGUGGCCGAGGGGGGAAGAGGUGGUUUAGGGCUGCCGUUGCCAGCCUGGGCGACUUGGCGAACCUAACCAGCCUCGUGCAGCUCGACCUCGCCUCCCUCUCGGUUGUGGGAAACCUUUCGGAGUUGAGCCAUCUCUCGCAACUUCGGCAGCUGAACCUCUCUGACACAGAGGUCGAUGGACCCUUGGAAGCUUUAGAGAACGCAACCCUGCUGGAGGCCUUGAGUCUGAAGAACGCCAAAGGUGUUGAAGGCAAGCUCGCGGGAGUCUCGAAGCUGACCUCCUUGAAGAAGCUCGAGCUUGCAGGGACGCAGGUGAGAGGGGAUCUGGAGGCCUUGCAACACCUCAGACAUCUUCGUGACCUGGACCUCGACGCUACGGGGCUUCAAGGUGUCAUGGCCACCGCAUAUGCCCAGACGCGGCGAGGCAUCUAUGAUGGCGAUUUGUCCGUUUUCUCAAAGAUGCCUCAACUCCGGAACUUGCGGUUGCCUCUCCGUGGGCUCAAAGGUGAUAUCUCUGCCCUCAGCUCCGCGAACCUCGAGGUCCUCGAUCUGCACGACAGCCAGGUCACAGGGAAGCUGGGCGCCUUGCAAGGGAUGCGCUUCCUCCGUUUUCUGGACCUUGCGAAUAGCCACGUCUCGGGCAACCUGGACUUCCUUGCCAACAAGACCGGCUUGGAGUUCUUGGAUCUGGGACAAACACAGGUUUCGGGAAAACUACUGGCACUUCGGGGCCACAUUCGACUCCGCAUCUUGGGCUUGGGGCACAGCCAGGUCACCGGCGACCUCUCCUUGCUGGAGAAUCUCGAAGAAUUGAGAAAGGUGGCCUUGCAGUACACGCAAGUCUCCGGGGAGCUGGCUCCGUUUGAGAGCAUGGUGCAGCUCGAGGAGCUCAAGCUGCAGGAGACACAGGUCUCGGGCCCGCUGGCUCCCUUGCAAGGGCUCGCGAAGCUUAGGGUGCUGGAGCUCAGCGUGACGAAGGUCUCCGGCUCGUUGAGGCCCCUCAAAGAGCUGAAGCAACUCCAGCUUCUCAGCCUCCACGGGACCCAGCUGUCCGGUGACCUGACUCCAUUGCGUCAUCUCGAAGAUCUCGCGCGCUUGAGUCUCUACAGAACCGGGGUCUCGGGCGACCUGGCUCCCCUGGCAAACUUGACAAAACUCACACGCCUGUCCCUCCAUGAAACGCAAGUCAAGGGGGAGCUGGCUCCCUUGCGAGAUCUCCAAGAGCUGGAGUACUUGACGCUCCAUCAGACUGGGGUCUUCGGCACGCUUGCGGCGCUGGAGCAUCUUCAGAAACUUAAAGUUCUGGAUCUGCAUGAGACGGACCUCUCAGGGGACCUCAAUGUUCUGGGCUCGCUGCAAAAUCUCAACACCUUGGACCUCCGUGCUACAACUGUCGGUGGUGAUUUGUCGACCCUGAUCAAGCUCAUCAAGCUCAAUACUGCAUCCUUGUCCGGCACCCAUGUGAAAGGUUGGGUGUCCUCCGACUGGUUGGGCUGCUGCAAGAACCUGCACGAACUGGACCUCGCCGACAGCCGAGUGGGCCUUCGGCCGCUCACCACAGUCCAGGUCUCCACGGAGCCCAGGUUGCUGCCGGCCCUCAAACGAUUGAACGUCAGCGGCUGUCCUUUGAAUGCCACUGUGGAGGAUCUCUUGCUGCCCCUGGCAGCGACACCCUUGGAGAGCCUGGCCGCCGCGCGCAGCGGCCUCCGUGGCGAGGUACCGGACCUGUCGGCCUUGACGGUGAAGCUGGACGGCAGCUUGAAGGAAGGGUGGUCCAGCUACCUGGGAGAGACGCUGAGGACCCUCGACUUGGCCGACAACAACCUCAGCUCCAUCCGAAGCAUUCCGGCAGGCCUGAAGGAGCUCCAUCUCAGCAACAACAUGGGGCCGCUGGCCGUCCGUUCCGGCGUGCUCACCCACGCGGUGCUCAACAACACCGAGGUGAACCUGGAAAGCACGCGCCUCGCAAACCCAAAAGACCUCCACUCGGAGAUGCCCCAGCUCAACGAAAGUCUGAAGCUGCAGGACUCCAGGCACGCGGAGGGCUACACCUGCACCAACUUCGUGGUCCCUACCCUGCGCGUCACCCCGGAGCUCUUCUUGCCGGAGGACAUGUGCACCUGUCAGAAGGGCUAUUCUGGCCGGGGCGCCAGCUGCGAGGCCUGCGCCGCCAACUCCUUCGCAGACCGCAAGGGGCAGCUGGAGUGCGAGAUGUGUCCUCCUAACAGCACCUCCGCCAAAGGAUCCACAGCGCUGACGGCCUGCGAAUGCAGCUUUGGAAACCCGAGGGGAGAUCCUGGGAACCGGAGCUGUCGCUGCGAGAAGCACACGGCCCUGCUCGGGAGCCAGUGUGCCCCCUGUGGCAAGUUGCACCUCGUGUGCGAGGAGGAGGGCAGCGUCGCGCAGCUUGCCCAAGUGGAUCUCGGCCAUGCUCGCCUCCCCGGCUCCGAAAAGGUGUUCCGCUGCUUGGACGCCGAGCGCUGCACCCAUACGGGCUGUGCAGCUGGAUACUCCGGCCCUCUGUGCAUCCAGUGUGCGCCUGGCUACCGCUCUUCCGGACAUGAGUGUGGCGAAUGCCAAAGCCUGCGCCAGCAGUCGAUGUUCUUGGUCGGGGCGGCCUCGCUGGGAACCUUGGCGCUGGUGGCCGCCUGCGUGGCAGCAGGCGGCCUUCUGAGGAGCUAUGCCCCCAAGCCCGGCUUGGGCGUGGAGUGCGCGGCGCAGCUCCUCUUGUCGCAGGCGGCCGUGCUGCUGCAGCUGGCGCAGCUCUGGGCCGUGCUCGCGCGCCUGGUGAGCGCCAGCCAGGCGCAAGAAGUGGUGCAGGAAGUGCUUGCGGCCAACGUCACGGACGCGGACGCCCCUGCAGAGGAGGCCAACGUAGAUCGCGACCCGCUGCUGUCCUACGUUGAAGUCCUCCAGCUCACGGGCUCGGAGCUGCAAAGUUUCCUGGACCUCCAGUGCCGCUUCGAUGGGGCGACUGUGCGGGCUGCCUUCGCCCUCGCGACGCCCCUGCUUCCCCUCUUGGUGCUGGGCGCCUGUGCUUUGCUGGAGCUCUGGAGCCGUGGACGCGGGAUCCGCUUGGCCUUGCGAGCCCUGACGGUCCUCUUCGUGGGCGGCGCCUCCGGCGCCGUGCAGCUGCUGGGCUGCCAGCGCACCGACGGCGAAGGAACCCGGAUCCCAGACGACUUGGCCUUCCGGCCGCUCUUCCCGUGGCUUGGGUGUUCCAAGGACGCCGCCACGGCCAUCUGGGUGGACCGAAUCGGCUGGAGCACCGCCGCCAUCUACGGCGGAGCCGUGCCCUGCUUCCUGGCAUUCCUCUUCUUCAAGCAGCGCCGGGCCAUGCGGCAGUGCAAGACCUUCUUCGUCGUGAGCGCCGACAGCGAGCAUGGCAGCAUCCGCUUGGAGCUCACUCCUUGUGUAAAGACUGAGUGCUUCAAGGAGGGGCUGAUGGCCAGGCGCUUGCUGGCCGCCGCCGCGGCCCAGCUGGCCGUGCAGAGGCCCGGCAAAGCCCUGGUGCAGCUUCACCCCGACGCGGUGAUCGUGACCCCGCACGGCAGGGAUGGAGAGAAAGGUGGUGGAUUCUCAGCCGAGAGCCUCAUCAUGGAGAGCAAUGCGAUGGAAGACACGGUACUGGAUCGCAACUACAUGAUGCAAAUGCUCACGGAGCGCAGCAUCUUGGAGGAGAUCGACUCUGACCGAAUGCUGAUCGGUGCAAAGCAGCUGCUUUGCAAGUACGCCUACUGCGAUGGAGUGUGGAUGGAAGUUGCCUUGAAGCUCGCCUCCGCCUGCUUGGUGCCAGUGGUCUCCGCGAAAGACGGGCUCUGGCUGUCUGUGGCCAUCACCUUCGGCAUGGCCAUGAUCGUGGGCAGCGCGCGCCCUUUCGUGCAGCCCCAGGUGAAUACCCUCCAGAGCUUCAGCUUCUGUUGCCUCACGCUGGCCGCGGUGGGCUUUGCCCACCGAUGUGUCCUCCUGACUCGCCUGGCACUCCUGGCACCCGUCAUGCUGACGGCCACGCAGCUCCUGCGCCCGGACUCGCGGGAAGCCUUGGCACUGCGGCUGCAGCAGGAGUUGGGGAAGCAGGUCGCAGCCUUGCGGCGUGGUGAAAGCGUGGAAGUCUCCGCAGAAGAAGUGCGGCUCCUAUGA